Molecule: messenger RNA, 6780 nt
Organism: Wyeomyia smithii (pitcher-plant mosquito)
Lineage: Eukaryota; Metazoa; Arthropoda; Insecta; Diptera; Culicidae
Gene: DNApol-epsilon255
Product: DNA polymerase epsilon catalytic subunit 1
Exons: 7
Coding region: 85-6672 (2195 amino acids)
Biological process (GO): leading strand elongation; DNA replication; mitotic cell cycle
Cellular component (GO): nucleus; epsilon DNA polymerase complex
Molecular function (GO): DNA binding; single-stranded DNA 3'-5' DNA exonuclease activity; nucleotide binding
Source: RefSeq, a predicted model, not a curated record
ACAUCGUCGACGCAAAACCACAACAUUGCUUUUUUCUUUUCGUUAAUUUGGGCAACAUUCUUGAAAGUAAUUAAUGUUAUACAAAUGGCUAAAAUAGUGCAAAAUACCGGCAAAUACAUUGCGGAGAAGGCCGAUGGCGACGACACCAACGAAAUCGGGUACCGCCAGUCGAAGGAGAAUGACAAAAUUGACCUCAAGUAUGGAUACGAGCGUGUCAAGGACACCCAGGAACGCACCGGAUAUUUAGUUAAUAUGCAUACGACUGAAAUCCUGAAUCAGGACCGCCGACUGGUGGCAGCCCUUGAUCUGUACUUUCUCCAAAUGGAUGGUACUCGGUACAAAAUGACGAUCAUCUACGCCCCCUAUUUACUGCUGAUCACGAGAGAAGGCCACUCGUUGGAGGUGGCAAAAUUUCUAGCCAAAAAAUACUCUGGCCAGCUGUUGAAUGUGGAACACGUCGAACGGGAGGACCUGGACUUGCCGAAUCACCUGAGUGGGCUCAAGCAGAGCCUGCUGAAGUUGACGUUUGCUAAUACCACUCAUAUGAACAAGGUUAGGAAGGAUUUGAAUGCGGCAGUCCGAAAGAACAAGGAGCGAGACAAGGCCAACACCUAUUACAUGCAGAUGCUGAGCAAUUCACUUGCCGUAGCAUCCGAAGAGGGAUCCGGUGGAUCCAAUCAGAACCAGGAUUUCUACGAUAGUAUAGUAGAUAUGCGGGAGCAUGACGUUCCCUAUCACGUGCGGGUUUCGAUUGAUUUGAACAUUUUCUGUGGUCUGUGGUACACGAUGCGAUGCCGUGGUGGCGACGAGCCACCGGUCAUCACGCCCCGCCCGGAUAUACUCGAUCGACCGGAGCCCGUGGUGUUGGCGUUCGAUAUUGAAACGACGAAGCUGCCGUUGAAGUUUCCGGAUGCGCAGAGCGAUCAGAUUAUGAUGAUUUCCUACAUGAUCGAUGGGCAGGGUUAUCUGAUUACCAACAGGGAGAUCAUUAGUGCCGAUGUGGAAGAUUUCGAGUACACACCAAAGCCGGAAUUCGAAGGACAGUUCAUCGUGUUUAACGAGCCGAACGAGAUGAGCUUGUUGCAGAAGUUUUUCGAUCAUAUUUUGGAUGUGAAGCCGCACAUUUUUGUGACCUACAACGGGGACUUUUUCGAUUGGCCCUUCGUAGAGGCACGUGCGGCGGUGUACGAUAUGGACAUGAAGCGCGAGAUUGGAUUUUCGAAGGUGAACGCCCGGGACGGGAACUAUUUGUGUCGGCCGGCAAUGCACAUGGACUGUCUUUGCUGGGUGAAGCGAGAUUCGUACCUGCCGGUUGGCUCGCAUGGACUGAAGGCGGUCGCCAAGAGCAAGCUGCGCUACGACCCGGUUGAGCUGGAUCCGGAGGAAAUGUGCAAGAUGGCGGUAGAACAACCGCAGGUCUUAUCAAACUAUUCGGUGUCCGAUGCGGUGGCCACGUACUAUUUGUACAUGAAAUACGUUCAUCCAUUUAUUUUCGCGCUGGCAACGAUUAUUCCGAUGGAACCGGAUGAAAUUUUGCGGAAGGGUUCGGGAACGCUUUGCGAGAUGCUACUGAUGAAGGAAGCCUAUCACGUUCGGAUUGUAUUCCCGAACAAGCAAAUAUCGGAACUGAACAAGCUAACUCCCGAUGGGCACGUUCUGGAUUCGGAAACAUACGUUGGUGGUCACGUAGAGGCGCUAGAAUCGGGUGUAUUUCGGGCGGAUAUUUCGACCCGCUUUCGCUUGGAUCAAGAUAUGCUGAUGCAGUUGCAGCGAAAUGUGGAGAAAGUGCUGGAACAUGCGAUCGUUACUGAGGAAGGAGUUCCACUGGAACAGGUGACGAACAUGGAAGAGGUAACGGAGCAGAUUAAGGCAGCCUUGCAGCAGCUGCAUGAUACUCCUACUCGCAUUGAACAGCCAGUAAUCUACCAUCUGGACGUAGGAGCUAUGUAUCCCAAUAUCAUUCUGACCAAUCGGUUACAGCCUUCGUCGAUGGUUUCGGAGACUGAUUGUGCGGCUUGUGAUUACAAUCGGCCCGAUGCUAGGUGCAAACGAAACAUGGAGUGGAUGUGGCGCGGUGAAAUGCUACCAGCAACCAGAAACGAAUUCCAACGCAUUCAGCAGCAGCUGGAGACGGAAAAGUUCCCACCGCUUUUCCCUGGAGGUCAACCUCGAGCGUUCCAUGAACUAUCAAAGGAGGACCAAGCUAACUACGAAAAGAAACGGUUGAGCGAUUAUUGCCGUAAGGCGUACAAGAAAACUAAGAUCACAAGCUUGGAAACUAGAACUUCGACGAUUUGUCAGAAGGAAAACAGUUUUUAUGUGGACACGGUUAGAGCUUUUCGCGAUCGGCGCUACGAGUACAAAGCGCUGACGAAGGUAGCGAAAGCGGCAGUGAGUGCCGCUCUGAAAAGUGGUGAUGCCGGAGAAAUUAAAGCCGCCAAGGGACGAGAGGUGUUGUACGAUUCUCUGCAGCUGGCUCACAAGUGUAUUCUGAACUCGUUCUACGGGUAUGUAAUGCGAAAGGGCGCUCGGUGGCACAGUAUGUCAAUGGCUGGGAUUGUAUGUUUGACGGGGGCGAACAUUAUCACUAAAGCACGGGAGAUCAUCGAACGGGUUGGCCGUCCGCUGGAGCUGGAUACCGACGGAAUUUGGUGUAUCUUACCAGCUUCGUUCCCGCAGGAGUUUACCGUGCACUCUACCCAUGAGAAGAAGAAAAAAAUCAACGUUUCCUAUCCGAAUGCGGUGUUGAACACUAUGGUGAAGGAUUAUUUUACGAACGAUCAGUACCACGUUCUGGAAAAACCCCACGAACCGGGCAGUCCGGCGGAAUAUUCGAUCAAAGAUGAAAAUUCUAUCUUCUUCGAGGUGGAUGGGCCAUAUCUGGCUAUGGUGCUACCGGCGGCCAAGGAGGAAGGCAAAAAGUUGAAAAAACGCUACGCAGUCUUCAAUUUUGACGGUUCACUAGCAGAGUUGAAGGGUUUCGAGGUUAAGCGUCGGGGUGAGCUGCAGUUGAUCAAGAUCUUCCAGAGUUCGGUGUUCGAAGCGUUUCUGCAGGGUUCGACGCUGGAGCAGUGCUACGCUGCGGUGGCCAAAAUUGCCGACUACUGGCUGGAUGUGCUGUACAGCAAGGGUCACAAUAUGCCGGACAGUGAGCUGUUCGAGUUGAUUUCGGAGAACCGAUCGAUGUCGCGAAAGUUGGAGGACUAUGGUGAGCAGAAGUCGACUUCGAUUUCCACCGCAAAACGGUUGGCGGAGUUUCUCGGCGAUCAGAUGGUUAAGGACGCCGGGUUGGCGUGCAAGUUUAUCAUUUCGAAGAAGCCGGAUGGUGCACCCGUGACGGAGCGUGCGAUUCCACUGGCUAUUUUCCAAUCGGAACCAAGCGUUAGAAGACAUUAUUUGCGGCGUUGGUUGAAGGACAACACGAUGGGCGAUGCGGAUAUACGGGAUGUACUGGAUUGGCAGUACUAUAUCGAGCGAUUGGGUGGGACUAUCCAGAAGAUCAUCACUAUACCGGCGGCUUUGCAGGGCUUGAAUAAUCCUGUUCCGAGGGUACAACAUCCAGAUUGGCUCCAUAAGAAAAUGUUGGAGAAAAAUGACACCCUUAAGCAGAGGCGAAUCAGUGAGAUGUUCACGGUGAAGGAGAAACCAGCGAUCGCUGAUAUCGAAGACAUUGUCCGUUCGCAAUCACCGGGCGCUGCUGGAAGUAACCUACCAGUGGUGCAUUCGAAACGUAGACGAACACCAUCACCCGAGGCGGAUUCUACUCCUGCGGCUCCAGAACCAAAGACCUGGAGAGAAGCACUUGGAGCUCCACCACCCCCAGGGGAAACCAAUCAGCAAUUGCAAGAGUGGUUAGCGUAUCACAAGAAAAAGUGGAAGUGGCAGCUGGCACAGCGUAGCAAAUUCCGCGAUCCUAAACGUAAGCGAUCACGAAUGAACGACGAUGAUGAACCUUCAACUUCGACAGGUUCAGCCCGUCCUGCCACCACGCUGGGUGGUUUCCUGCGAAAAACUCAACGUUCACUAAUCGAACAGCCGUGGCAAGUAAUUCAAAUCAUCGCCACCGAUGAAAUGGGAAAUUUCAACAUAUGGGCAAUGGUAGGCGAAGAGUUACACAAGAUCAAACUUACCGUCCCGAGAAUCUUCUACGUGAAUCAGCGAACACCAGCUCCUCCCGAGGAGGGUUCAAUGUGGAAAAAGGUUCACCGUAUCCUGCCGCGAGCUCGGCCCGUGUAUCACCUCUAUCAGUACGUUGUUCCCGAGCAAAUUUUCCGAGACAACCGAUUAGGAAUGCUAGCCGAUCUGGCGACACCGGAUAUCGAAGGAAUUUACGAAACUCAACUGUCGCUGGAGUUUCGCGCUCUCAUGGAACUGGGUUGUUUGUGUGCCGUUCAGCGUUCGGAAGCCAGAACCCUAGCGACACUUGCCACUAAAGAUUUGGACUCGUUUAACAUCCAGCAGCUGGAAAUGCGAAGCUACUCACACACACCAUACCUGAAGAACGGUGGUAACAUGCGUAAAAUCUUCCUCUACCAGCACAGUAUCCCAUCUGGUAAACGCGAAAUGUGGGGUCUUUUCAUGGGACCCAGCAAAAAAGCUUUGCUUAUCAUCCUGGACACUGUCCGUAGCAACCAACUGCCAACACUUAAAUCCCUUUACACUUCGGAGCGGCUUGCGCUGCUGAAAACCAACAGCGACAAAUUCACCGAAGAAAAUCUCCCUCCCGCGGAUAUGAACUUCGAGGCGUACAUGGAGGUGGACUCCAAGCAGGUCUACCAGCGGCUGUCGCGUGCGCUCUCCGCCUAUAAGGACGAAAAACGUGGUCCAACCAUACUCUGCGUUCAGACCGCGCUUGGCUUGCAGAAACUAAACCAACUGCUGCCAACCUGUUUGGAGUUUCCCGAGUCCCAUAUCCACAUUGCGGAUGAUGCCUCACUGCUGUCCGGGCUCGAUUGGCAACGACACGGAGCUCGAUCGAUGAUACGGCACUUCCUUAACCUGAAUCACGUGUUCGAUCUUAUGCUCGAUCAGUGCCGUUACUUCCAUCUUCCUGUGGGCAACAUGCCCUCCGAUACGGUUCUGUUUGGGGCAGAUUUGUUCUACGCUCGGCACCUGCAGAAGCACAACUUUAUCUUGUGGUGUUCACCAGGCUCGAGGCCCGAUCUCGGAGGACGCGAAGCGGACGACAGUCGACUGCUGGCCGAGUUUGAGGAUACAAUUUCGGUAGUGCAGAAUCGACCGGGCUUUCAUGAUAGCGUUUGUGUGGAACUUAGUAUCGAAAGUUUGGCCGUUUCGGCACUUUUGCAAGCCAGCAAAGUGCAGGAGAUGGAAGGUGCGUCGGCUGCCAUCACCUUCGACGUUAUACCGCAGGCAUCCCUAGAUGAUAUGAUCAGUAAUCAAGGCGUUCAGACGCUUCCGAGCUACGAUGAAACGGCUCUGUGUUCUCAAGCUUUCCGCGUGAUGCGACUGAUGGUUAACGGUUGGCUGCGGGAGGUUUCCAUCAAUCGGAAUAUUUUCUCCGAUUUUCAGAUCAUCCACUUCUACCGCUGGGUGCGAUCGACGAAAGCUUUGCUGUACGAUCCGGCACUACGACGAGCUUUGAACACAUUGAUGCGCAAAUUGUUCUUACAAAUUAUCGCUGAAUUCCAACGAUUGAAGGCAGAAAUCGUGUAUGCGGACUUCAAUCGUAUUGUGAUCAACACGGCCAAGAAAAGCGUGAUCGACGCGAUCGCCUACACGGAUUAUGUAGUGCAAAGCAUUCGUAACAAAGAGCUGUUCCACAGUGUCCUGUUGUCCUACCAGCAAUCGUGGGUGUUUUUGCUCUGGAUCGAUUCGGCCAAUUUUGGUGGCAUUCGCGGGAACAUUCCUAAAGAGCUGAACGAAGAGGAGACUGAGCAAACGGCUGAAGACGAUGAAGAGGAACUUUCGCUGGAGAUGAACUGGAACAUUGCGGAAUUGUUGCCCGAGGAAAACCGCUGCCGGGAAUACUUUGAUCAAUUUCUGGUAAUGUAUUUGGAAUCACUGGCCCAAGGGGUUCCUGGUGCGAAAGGUCUCAAAAAGCACUCACAUGUGGCGUAUGAAAUGGUACAAAAAAUGCACAAAAACUACGGUCGAGGCAAGGAAGGACCGGCCCUGGAGUUCAUUAAAGCCAUCUGUAAAGUUUUGGGUGUUAAAAAAGACAUCGAGGAGGAGUUAACGACCCUUCGGCGAAACAUGCUGUUACUGAUCGGAAUCGGGGACUUUAGUGAUAAAGCCGUCUGGAAGGAUCCGUUAAAGUCAUACGUGCUGACCGAGGUAAUCUGUAAGGCAUGCAACCACUGUCGUGAUCUGGACCUAUGCAAAGAUAACUACCGCGCCCUCAAGGAUGGCCGUCCGGUGUGGUUGUGUGCACAGUGUAAUGUGGACUACGACACUGUGGACAUCGAGAUGCGCCUGCUCGACGUGGUCCAGCGAAAGUUGAUGUCCUAUACCCUACAGGAUUUACGGUGUGGUCGCUGUAAGCAGAUCAAGCGAGAAAAUUUGGCUGAGUUUUGCGCGUGUGCGGGCAGUUUCGAGAAUCUAAUUUCGGCCGAUGAGCUGAGAAGGCUACUGUCGACGUUUCGAACGGUAGCCGACGAUUACAGGAUGCCUUUACUGCAAGAGACCACCGAACAUCUACUAAAUACUUGUUAAGUUUUUAAAUGGUGCCUCAGAGCACCACUGGAUAUACAGGAGACAAAGAAAAAAAAAAACGAUGGCCUUAAAUAAACUAUAUAUCUGAUUUCAUAUUUUUGCUGGCCG